UCAUUACUCAUUAGUUUUUCGAUUACACGUCCCAGUGCUCCGGACUGUGUACGAGUUAGUUACUUCUGAUUCCUCUCAGAGAGAGAGAGAGAUCAGGGAACAGAGAAAGAGUGAAGGAGAAAAGGGCAGAAGAAUCAUUCGAAAAUCAAAAGAAUAAAGAAAUAAUGUCCGCCCGAGAGAGGGAUAGAGAUCUAGAGCUUCUCAUUCCGGUAUCAGAAGGAAGCAACCUAGAAGAUGGUGGAGGCUCCAACUUGUCGUCGGCUUCGCCCACUUCCAUCACUCCUUCGUCCCGCUCCCACCACCACCGCAGCAGCAGCAGAGAGGCAUUUUCUAAAGUCGUACGUAGCUGGGCUUCAAAAAAGUUUAUGACAGGAUGUGUCAUACUCCUUCCUCUGGCAUUGACGUUCUAUAUCACUUGGGGGUUCAUUCGUUUUAUGGACGGAUUCUUCUCCCCAAUCUAUGCCCAUCUGGGGAUCAAUUUAUUUGGUCUCGGAUUUGUCACCUCAAUCACUUUCAUCUUCUUAGUGGGUGUUUUCAUGUCCUCGUGGGUGGGAGCUUCUGUUCUUGGUUUAGGGGAAUGGUUCAUUAAGAAAAUGCCACUGGUAAGCUACAUAUAUUCAGCCUCAAAACAAAUAAGCGCAGCUAUAUCACCAGAUCAGAACUCUCACGCAUUUAAGGAGGUGGCUCUCAUAAGGCAUCCACGUAUUGGGGAAUAUGCAUUUGCAUUCAUCACAUCAACAGCGAUUCUACAAAGAAGUUCGGGUGAAGAGGAACUCUGUUGUGUUUAUGUGCCUUCAAACAACUUGUAUAUUGGAGAAAUUUAUCUCGUUAGUCCAAAGGAUAUUAUCAGACCAAGUUUAUCAGUUCGGGAGGGAAUAGAAAUAGUUAUUUCUGGAGGUAUGUCAAUACCUCAAAUAUUGACCAUAAUGGAUGGGCACGCCAUUCCAGCAGCAAGAAUUGGGAGAAGCGCAGUAUAUGCAGUUCCAAAAGUCUAAUGGCAGUAUGCAAUCAAUGAAGAUGCUUCUUUUACUAAUUCAUAUUCCUUCAGAAAUCAUUGGGGUUAUUGGUCAAUGAGAUAGGUUUUACUCUAUCGCUUCACCAGUGAACCCAAUAACCAACAGUACUGGAUGAACAACAGUUACAGCAGUCCACUUAGAGGAAGACUCUAAUACCAAUGCUUUGAUCGGGUAUUAAUUGAAGUAACUAGAAAGUUCGCUUUUCCUAUAAAGCCUUCAUCCCUGGAUUCCCCAUUUUUUGUUUAAAUUGUAACUUGUGGCUAAACCAGAGUUUGCGUUACAGGAUUUCUUAUUUUUGGCGGCCAAGUUGCAGCUUCAAAUCUCCUAUGGUAAAAUAUUGCCAUCUUUUCUGUAUCCUAGUAGCCAAGCUGAAUAUUAAAAAGAAAGAAAAGGAAAAAAAAAAAAA
Molecule: messenger RNA, 1422 nt
Organism: Nelumbo nucifera (sacred lotus)
Lineage: Eukaryota; Viridiplantae; Streptophyta; Magnoliopsida; Proteales; Nelumbonaceae
Product: protein LIKE COV 1-like
Cellular component (GO): Golgi apparatus
Source: RefSeq, a predicted model, not a curated record